Molecule: messenger RNA, 5350 nt
Organism: Harpia harpyja (harpy eagle)
Lineage: Eukaryota; Metazoa; Chordata; Aves; Accipitriformes; Accipitridae
Gene: MRPS35
Product: mitochondrial ribosomal protein S35
Exons: 8
Coding region: 1-1011 (336 amino acids)
Biological process (GO): mitochondrial translation
Cellular component (GO): mitochondrial small ribosomal subunit
Molecular function (GO): structural constituent of ribosome
Source: RefSeq, a predicted model, not a curated record
AUGGCGCCCGUCGGCGGGGCGAGUUACUGGGCCGCGUUCUCCCGGUGCUGCGGGAGGGUCGUGGUCGCGCCUCGCUUCGGGGGUGCGGCUUAUUCCUCCGUGCUUGCGGUGAACAGCGGGGAAGGCCGGCAGAGGGAAGCUUCAACAAGGAGAAGAGGCAGGACACCACAGUUCAUAAGACCACAUGCACCUCCCAGAACUGAGAAGAUGGCUGUUGAUCAGGACUGGAGCAGUGUUUAUCCAACAGCAGCUGCAUUUAAACCUGCCUCUGUGCCUCUCCCAAUUCGAAUGGGUUACCCAGUGAAGAGAGGAGUUCCUCCGCCAAAAGAAGGCAACUUAGAACUUAUAAAGAUUCCCAAUUUUUUGCAUCUUACUCCUCCUGCAAUUAAGAAACACUGUGCAGCUCUUAAAGAUUUCUGCACUGAAUGGCCAAGUGCUUUGGACAGUGAUGAGAAAUGUGAACAGCAUUUUCCUAUUGAAAUUGAAACAGUAGAUUAUGUUUCUGCAGGGACAUCUAUUCGUAAUCCCAAAGCAAGAGUGGUGACUUUAAGAGUUAAACUUUCUAACCUGAAUUUGGAUGACCAUGCAAAGAAGAAGCUCAUUAAACUUGUAGGAGAGCGCUACUGUAAGGAUACAGAUAUGCUCACAAUUACAACAGACAGGUGUCCGCUAAGAAGACAGAACUAUGAUUAUAGCAUACAUCUCCUCACCGUUUUGUACCAUGAAUCUUGGAAAACUGAGAAGUGGGAGAGCGAGAAGACUGAGGAAGACAUGGAAGAAUAUAUCUGGGAAAAUAGCUGUUCUCAGAAAAAUGCCUUGGAUACACUACUUCGAAUAAAAGCCUCAGAGAAUGUCAGUAAUGUAACUAAGGAAGAGCUUCUUGCAUCUGAAGUGGUUAAGAAUUACAGAAACUCUGUAAUUGCACUUAAAAAUGAAGGUGACACAGAAAAUAACGUGUCUCAGUAUAAGGAGUCUGUGAAGAAACUAUUGAAUAUACAAGCAUUACCAUGAGAGCAGACUCUGCAGGUACACCUGAUUAUUACAGAAAUGUUAAACUACUAUGUUAAUAUUUCUAUAUUAUAUGGAUACAUAAUUAUUCAGAACCUUAACUGAAAAUAUGAAACUUGAUGAUAAUUUCAGUAGUAAUCAGGUUUUUCUUUACCACUGGAUUUUCUUGUAAACAUAAUUUUCAGUUCCAUGAAUCUUGUUUUUUGAAUAAAGUAUGUUUUGAGUCAUAUUGGUGACUUGAACAUUGUUCUGUGCUUUUAGCUUGGGAGAUCCUGGUUCAGUCCUCUGCUUAAUCACUUCUCACACAGUAUCUUUUGGCAUAUAACUCACAGUAACAAUGUCAAAAACAAUGAAAUGACUUAGGCUCCUAGAUCCAUUAAUUAAGAGUCUGAAAGUUAAGAGUUCUAAACUUUCUAAAUGCUUUUCAAAUGUCAGUCAGAUUUUUCUCUAUCUGUACUCCUGUAAAAUAAAGGUAAUGUUGCCUAAUUAGUUUAACUUUUGGAGAGGUGUUGAAACACACUGAGCAGUAUGAGGUUCUCUCAGUUGUCAUCAUGAGGGCUAACAAAUACCCUAAGUAAAAAUACCUUUCUCUAAAAUGGUGGAAUAAAAUAAGAUAGAAAAUAGGAUGGUAGUAGGCAGAUGAACUAGCAAUUAUUGACAGGAUACCAAAAUACCUGGGAAAGGAAGAAUGGUGAGAGUUGCUGAAAGUGAGAGCUGGUGAGUAGUCAGGUGAGGAAUGGACUGAGUCUUGGUACCCUGAGGCCUGCUGAGUUGUCUCUUGAAUGUACCCAGGCUGUUCAAGGAAAAAAAACAUCUGUAGCAUCCAGCUUACUGCUGUGAAGCACAGACAAAGAAAUUAUAUAGGUGUUUAUCUUGUGUUUGGUAAUUUGUAUUUGAAAGGAAUUGACUUGAAGCACUGGAAUCACAGGCAACUUCUAUUGCCCUCUCAUGGCUAAUAUAUAUAAAAAAAAAAGCCCUUAAAAAUAUCAGCUUGAAAGGACGUAACUCUUCUUGCUUUUAUUGUACCUUCCUGGCUUACUAAGAUUUCAGCUUAGAGAGAAAGUUUUCAUUUUCUAGAAGGGGCAGAGGGAGUUUUUAUUCAUCAGACUUAAGGAUUCUACAUACCUACAAGAAGAACCUAGCAUGUGGCCCUGCCAGCAACUUGUUGAGAAGCAGCAGCAUAAGAGUAAGGACAUUGACAACUGAAGGGAAUUGAUUUCUGCAGGGUGUCCUAUGUGGCUUGACUCACUGACUGCUAGGAUUUCUCAUUGUUUUGUGUUUGCAUACAGCCAAAGGGUUUAUGUAUUCCCAUUUCCAAAACAUUGUCAGUUUUGGAAGUAGUCUUCUUAGGUAGGGACUGUUUUCUUAUGGCAGGAGACUGAGUUUAAUGCAGCUUUUUACUCCCUAUGAGAAGUUGCCAGAGCUGUAGCUAAGAUUGAAAAUGCUUGGCCUAUAAUUCCAAUUUUGCACUUACCAACUUGGUUAUUUAGUGGUCCUUCCUUUUAGAUUUGUAUUAAUAUGAAGUUUUAGCAGAAGCUUAAUAUGGGGUAAGUUUUAGCUGUUAUCAGGUUGUUCCUUUAGUCAAGGAUAAUGAGGGUAAUGUUUAAAAUUCUCAUUUGAAAUAGUAUAUCUCUGUAAUUCCUAAUCUUUUUUGAACAGCUGUGAAACCAAAAUUACUGAGGAAGCAACUGCAGUUUGACUCAGAGUGGUAUGGAUGGUGGAGUUGUGCCUGGCUUUAUGCCAAAGGCAAUUUGGUUCUAGUAUGUACACAAGAAAAAUGUUUCCUUAAUUAGCUUUGUCAGUGCUUGCAUAUGGACUGGUGUACUAGCAAGCAUAUGUAACUAACUUCUGUUUUGCAGUGGCAUGUCUUGUACCAGACCGUCAUGAGUAAUGCCCUUAAAUGUUUUAAGAAAUCCAAAACCCCAUAAGCUUGCUUUUCUCCAUAAAGUUGUCCUUAUGUACUCAGGACAUAGGAGCACCUGAUAAAAUCCUCUCUGCAACAGAGGACAGUUCGAUUUUCCUUUGCUCUUCAUAGACUUUAAAUGGACCUAAGCAGAACUCUGUUUGAAAGUUGUAGUUAAAAUAGCAAUUUGACUUAACUAAUACUAAUGGCUGGUAGAAAGAACAGCACAGCAAGGGAAAUUGAUUUUUUCAUUUGAUUGUGUUAGCAUUUCAUUAGCUUCACAGCUAAUUAACGGAAAACCUAAAAUGCACAGGCUUCUAGUGUUCCCUCUGAAAUGUUCAAGCCUAGCUUAUAUACAUUCUAUAAAUGUUUCAAGAAAUACAGGCAGGAUAAAAGGUUGCUGUCUCCUGAGUGUCAGGACACUCAGAUGUCUCUACCAACAAUAGGUUAUACCUACUGGCAAAGAACAAUGGUGGGACUAAUUCAUUGUGUUCCUUAACCACAUCCAACACUUACCAUCAGGAAUUAAUUGCCAAAGAUACCAAUUUUCCAGUAGUAUCUGGCUUAAUGACCCUAUGGCUAUAGAACACUUGGCCAGCUGGCCUUAGAAAUCUGCAAGAUUGACCUCCAACCUUGGUUUUCAAUGUUGUCUUCAUGUCCUCUCCUUGCUAAGAAACAUGCGAGCAAAAUUAAAAACCUUUCUAAUACUGUAAGUGCCAAAUCAAGCUGCUAGAAUCAAAUGCAAUAUAAAAUUCAGAGUUACGCUUGUGAUUUUUAGUAAUGGUUUAUAUGUUACAGUACAGAUCUCGUGUAAUGCAGUGGACUGGAUCAAAGGUAGCCUGGGUUAUAGUUUGAGCUCUUUGUCAUCUUGGAUGUUUCUCUCUCUGUUUUUCUGCUUCCCCCUCUAAACUGUUUGUGUUUGAGGGUGGCAGUAUUUCUCUGUGAUUAUGUAGAAUACCUAGAACAGUAGGAUGUUAACUCCAGUGGGAGUCUUCCCAACCUUGAUGAUGUAUAAUAUAGCACGUGUUUUUAUGAACUGAGCUACACAUCUCUAUUUUCCUGUAUAAUACUCUUGCAGACCAUGUCAUUGGACACCUGCACUGAAGUUUAAAAACUGUGAAGAGUUAAAGAGUAAUAGACUUACAGGUUAAGCAACUGUAUGGCAGAGUAAUAAGUGUAUCUGUAGCAAUCGUCACUUAUUAAUAUAUCAUGUGCAUCAUAAUGUAAAUGCAUGACUCUAAGGUGUGUAUCCCUCUAUACAUACCUGUGUCUAUGUACGUACUUGUUACAUGGAAGUGCUCAUGUUACUUAGAAAUGUAGGUAGGUAACACUUAAAUCAAGAAGCAGGCUAGGCCCCCCCAGUGCAUAAAUUUGAAAGAAAGGAGGAGCAAAAACCCACACAUAAUAUCUAGAGGCAUUGGCUGUUCCCAUAGGUAAUUCUUUUACUGGUAUUUACUGGCCAAGAGGAACAUUGAGCUGGUUCAUGAUAGCCCUGACCUCAGGCAACCCUGUGCAUCACAAAUUGAAACUUGAGCAGGAAGGCUACUACUGUAUGUGCUGCUUUGCAGUCACUGUUCUAACCUCCAAGUAGCAGAUGUCUCAUUUCAAAUCCAAACACUUGCCCCCGCAAAGUGGAAAAGUAAGUUCCUUACAGCAAGGAAAAAUAAGCCAUCAUCUCCAAUGGGAAAAAACCUCACAUGAAUUAAGUUCUUAGCCAUCUGGAAUAGUUGUGAUGUAUAGUUUUGCUGGUGCUGUUGAGGAGACUAACCUUUCUUUUAUCUCCCAUAUAAACAUUCUAAAGAAAAGUUGAGAUCUAGCGCUUGGUCAAACUGGAAAAGAACUGGCUUUGUCAGCAUUUGGGCUAAUUUUUUGCAUCUAGAAACUACUGUAAUCACUGGCAUAAGAUGUCUUUAGUAAACAGUGUGCUAGGAGUUGUGAAGUGAGAUGUUCAGUGUUGCUAGUUUCUUGAGGUUGUUUGUCUAUGUUCUAUCGCACUUUUGCCCUUUAAAAAAGGGCUGUUGGACACUAAGCAUAAUCUCUUGCUCAGAUUAGACAAGAAGGCCUGUACAGAGACAUAAUUUAGUCUUUGGCAAGGAGAGUAGAUGUUACAACUACUUGUAACUUCAGCAGGCCCUAAGCCCUGACUGUGACUGGCUGUGUGUGAAGAGUUGGUAAACCCCUACAGAUAAUCUCAUGGUCUUCAGGGAACUAAUUUGUACUCCUGGCUGGGGUUGACACUUUUUGCCCUAUUUUCAUGCAUAACAUUGCUACAAGCACAAAUAUGGGAUAAAGGGACAGUGCCUAAAAAAGGAUGUGCUGUCUGGAAAAACUAUCUUUCUACCCAUUUCUUGUUUUCCCUCAUACUUAAAAUGUAUGUAUGUAUUUAUUGUGGCUCUCCUAGUCUGUAAUAAAAUAGUCCUGCUACUGUGCUUUAUAUAA